Messenger RNA from Botrytis porri, 579 nucleotides. RefSeq lists its product as uncharacterized. Lineage: Eukaryota; Fungi; Ascomycota; Leotiomycetes; Helotiales; Sclerotiniaceae. The record is from RefSeq and is a predicted model, not a curated record. Gene Ontology annotation, molecular function: transcription coregulator activity. Gene Ontology annotation, cellular component: mediator complex. The transcript is spliced from 2 exons. Gene Ontology annotation, biological process: regulation of transcription by RNA polymerase II. The coding region runs from base 1 to 579 and encodes 192 amino acids.
AUGUCUUCCUCACCAGAAGAAAAUCAAACUUCAGCAUUCCGACCAUUUACAAAAGCUGAGCGCAUCCAGCAACUCAAUGAAAUAGACAAGAGUAUCUUACAACUUGUUCAAACUGCUGGGCAAACCCUUAAAAUUCUUACUGCAGCACAAGAACCUGGAGAAUCACAAUCACCACAAGAAAAACGCCAAGCUUUCCAAGAUGCCUCGAACUCUUAUCUAAAAACAUUACAAUCCGUCGAUGUACGAUUACGAAGACAAAUAUUGGGAUUGGAAGAAGCAGACAUUAUACCGGCAGAAAAAGUGAAGUCGAAGAAUAAGGGUAAAUCAAUGCCUGAAGUUGUGGAAAGACGAUCAGCAGUUCCAGGAAAUAUGGCAGGAAGUAUGCCAGCAGAUGAUAUUGUUGUGGAAAGAGGAAUGGGAAACCUCGAUAUUGGUUUCUUGAAUAGUCGAAGUGGAAGAGUUGGUAGAGAUAUGGAGGCAGAGUUGUGGGCAAAGAGUAGAAAGUUUCUCGAGGAUUUAGAUAAGGGCAAUUAUAAUUCACGUCCAUUGACACAAUCGAGGGAUGAGGUUGAGAAGUAA